Diceros bicornis minor is the source of this 800-nucleotide messenger RNA. RefSeq names its product complement component 4 binding protein beta (gene C4BPB). The transcript is spliced from 6 exons. NCBI's taxonomy places the organism in Eukaryota, Metazoa, Chordata, Mammalia, Perissodactyla, Rhinocerotidae. The record is from RefSeq and is a predicted model, not a curated record. Bases 1 to 774 code for a protein of 257 amino acids.
AUGUUUUCUUGGUUUGCGUGCUAUCUUGUGGUUGUGUGGCUGGUUUCUGCCUCAGAUGCAGAGAGCUGUCCAGAACUUCCCCCAGUGGACAAUAGCAUAUUUGUUGCAAACAAGAUGGAAGGAAAAAUCCUGGGGACUUACUUGUGUAUCCAGGGCUACCACCUGGUAGGAGAGAAAACCCUUUUCUGCAACGCCUCUCUGGAGUGGAACGGCUCCCCUCCUGAGUGCCGCUUCGGCCACUGUCCCAACCCUGUGCUGGCGAAUGGUGAGUUCAGUUCCUUGGAGCCUGUGAGUGUGAAUGACAACAUCACAUUUAAGUGCAAUGAGCACUACAUCCUCAAGGGCAGCAGUUGGAGCCAGUGCCUGGAGGACCACACCUGGGUGCCACCCUUUCCCGUCUGCAAAAGCAGACACUGUGGCCCUCCUGGGAAUCCAGCUCAUGGCUAUUUUGAAGGAGGAGAUUUCAGCUCAGGAUCUACCAUUACUUACUACUGUGAAGAGAAGUACCACUUAGUGGGCACGCAGCACCAACAGUGCAUUGAUGGGGAGUGGAGCAGUGCAAUUCCAGUCUGUGAGCUGAUCCAAGAAGCUCCCACACCAGCUCCACAGACUGAGUGUGAGAAGGCGCUUUUUGACUUUCAGGAGAGUGAGGAAGUUUGCAAAGCUGUAAAGAAAUUUAUGCAAAGAUUACAGGAAAAUGGCUUAACAAUGGAGGAACUAAAAUAUUCUCUGGAAAUGAAGAAAGCUGAGUUGGCGGCAAAAAUGUUACCCUGACAUUGUAACUAAGCAGACUAGGUAAU